Messenger RNA from Striga asiatica, 1011 nucleotides. Lineage: Eukaryota; Viridiplantae; Streptophyta; Magnoliopsida; Lamiales; Orobanchaceae. The record is from the annotation of a GenBank genome assembly.
AUGGUUAAAACGAGGAAUGCGGCUCCUUCCACGAGCAAGGAUAAGGGGAAGGCCAUCAUCGUAGCUCCACCCGAGUCAUCGGACAACUCACAUCAUUCGGAUUCAGAUUUGGCGGAAGAAACUACUCCUUUGGCUCGAACCCAUGGCAUUCCGUUUUUGGUGUUUAACGACUCAGAGGUGGCCGCGUACAAGCGACUUGCCACCCGAACUAUGCCUAAUCCCCGAGCUAUCGAGUGGGCAACGAUGAAAGCUCUUCAUAUCGACGAACAAGUUCGGAGUUAUUUGAAAGUCCUUAACUUGGAGAAGUACGCAAACCGUGAUAAUUUCACUGCCUUCCGGACACUCACCCUAGAAUGCUUUAGCACAAUUGAGAUGCACGAUAACGGCAACUACCUCACUUGUCGCUUGGACGAGAAGGAGGUCAAAAUUACAGAUAAAGUUCUCUGUGAUAUUUAUGGUUUGAAAACAACGGGUGCUCGCAAGAAACCAGAAGAUUUUCAGACUUACAGACAUUGCGCCUCUUUCUCACCAUGCAAGUCUUUCAAUAAAGCCGAGCCAUCGGCGGGGCUCAUCAAGGAGCUUCCCAUUGCGGAGAAGUACCUGCGAACCAUCCAGGCAGAAGUGAGCUCGCACAAUGCUCGGGUGGAAGCCUACAUUACCAAAAAUGACGAACGUUGGGACCAAUGGGAAGAGACGCAUGCAAAGCAUGAGGCCCAUUGGGACCAUUGGGAAAAGCAGCACCCUCCGCCACGCCGUGCUGCCCUGCCUCGCGCUGCGGUGAGGUCUUCUGCCACGCCGUGCCGCUCUGCCUCACGCCACGGUGAGGUCUUCUGCCGCGCCGUGUCGUCUGCUUCGCGCCACGGUGAGGUACUGUGUCGCGCCGCGGUGGAGCCUCGUGCCGCGAUCACGUCUUUUGCCGGAGUUCUUGUCACCGGAGAGCUGAACCUGCAAGAAAAAAUAAGAAAGUCAGGAAGUAGAAAUGACAAUCGGGAGGGGAGUGGGAGGGUUUAG